Molecule: messenger RNA, 2576 nt
Organism: Polistes canadensis
Lineage: Eukaryota; Metazoa; Arthropoda; Insecta; Hymenoptera; Vespidae
Gene: CSN6
Product: COP9 signalosome complex subunit 6
Exons: 6
Coding region: 177-1220 (347 amino acids)
Biological process (GO): protein deneddylation
Cellular component (GO): COP9 signalosome
Molecular function (GO): metallopeptidase activity; protein binding
Source: RefSeq, a predicted model, not a curated record
UAUUAAUAAAUGUGCUAUUAUAAGUGAACUAUAUUAUACCAUAUAAGUCUGCUUUUUUGUAAUUUGCAGCGAUCCUGGUGAAUUGUAGAAUUUUCCGUUAUUUCAAUCAACGAGACAAAGACUACAAGCAUCGAUAAAGGUACCGUCCAAGAGGGCUGUUCAGCCUUUUUGAUAUCAUGAAUGAGUCUAGGCAAAGAGGUAGCGAUAUGGAAGUAGAUGAUAAUAUUAUUGCUCCGGUAGAAGUACCAAUGGAAGUCGAUGAAGAUACAUCUGAAAGAGAUCCUAAUGCAUCUGCUAGUCUUGCAAGUGCAAUGAAAGUUAUGGCAUCUUCUGGUACAGUUGGUUCCGUAUCUAUCAGUUUACAUCCUUUGGUUAUCAUGAAUGUUAGCGAACACUGGACUAGGUUAAGAGCUCAAGAAGGAACCGAACAAUUAGUUUAUGGAGCGUUAAUAGGAAAACAGAAAGGACGUAAUAUAGAAAUUAUGAAUUCCUUUGAGUUAUUAUUUACAUGCAUUGCUGAUGAUGUUAUCAUCGAUAGGGAUUACUAUAAUACAAAAGAAGAACAAUUUAAACAAGUCUUUAGUGAAAUGGACUUUCUUGGGUGGUAUACUACUGGAGAUAUGCCCAAUGAGAGAGAUAUUAGAGUACACAAACAGAUUUGUGAAAUCAACGAAAGUCCGGUACUUUUAAAAUUGGAUCCAAGACCAAAAAAUACAGAUCAAUUAUCUGUUUCUAUGUAUGAGUCUGUGAUUGAUUUAGUUAAUGGAGAAGCAACUAUGCUGUUCGUUCCAUUAACUUAUACGUUAGCUACGGAAGAAGCAGAAAGGAUUGGAGUUGAUCAUGUUGCCAGAAUGUGCAGCAAUGAACAGGGAGAAAGUUCUUUAGUGGCAGAACAUUUGGCAGCUCAACACAGUGCUAUUAAGAUGUUACAUUCGAGAGUAAAAUUAGUUUUAAGAUACGUGCAAGCGGUACAGAAUGGCGAAUUAAAAGGAAAUCACGAAGUUUUAAGAGCAGCCUGUUCUCUUGGAUAUCGUUUACCUGUGUUAAAUAAUCCUAAAUUUAGAGCUGAUUUUUAUAAUCAAUGCAAUGAUUUCGCUCUGAUGACAUACUUGGGCAUUAUAACCAAAGGUUGCAAUAAUAUAAAUCAAUUUGUAAACAAAUUUAAUAUACUAUAUGAUAGACAAGGUGUUGGUCGGCGUUUGCGAAGUUUGUUUUUUUGAUAAGUGAAUGGAACAUUUUGUUUUUUAUACUUUCCUUUUCUUACACCUUAUUAAAAUAAUAAACUCAGGAUUUUUUGAAAAUGAAAUCAUCAGUGCAAUCGGUGAGUAAAUUUUGCAAAAUAAUGGAGUACAUUGUAUUGAAUACGGAAUAAAGCGCUAAGCAGGUACACUCAAACUUUAGUUUUAUAAGUUAAUCGACUGAAGUAAGACGUUUCACUUAUAUGAAAAAAAAAAAAGAAAAAAAAAUAUAGCUAAACGUAAUAAUGAAGAAUAUUUAUGAUACUUAUAAAAAAUAUUUGUAUACCUUAUUCGUAUGCUUUGAUUUAGAAACAAUAAACCAGGAAUGCGGUAUCUCAUUAAUUGUGUUGUAGGAUAUAUUAACUAUCUCUAAGAUGUAAAGUCAAUAAAGCCUGUGAUGCAUUGUGUGAAUUAUAUUGCUUUACUUCACAUUCAGUUUUGUAUUAUGUUAUAAAUAAUAUUGAAAGAACAAUUUGAUAUAAUCUAUCGAAUAUUAAGUAAAAAACAUUUCAUAUGUCGAUUAUGUAAUUGCAUGUAAGUCGAUUUAUAGUGAAAUUUUGUUUAAAAUUAAUUCCAUUAGGCUUUUCUCUCUUAUUAUAAUAUAAAAAAUAAUAGAUACUUUUUACAUAAGUUUAUACGGUUGCGUACGUUCAAUACAAACAUAAUAUAAUACGUUCAAAAAUGAGAUACAUAUAAAUAGUACAUAAGAGAAUUGUUUAAUGAAUACUUUCACUCGUUGUUUUGUAAUGGAAGACCUCGUGUUAAUAGAUGCAUUCUCCUUCACAGGCUACAUUAAUGUCUAUUCCAUAUAAUUAGAUGUAUACAAAUUAUUUAAUAUAUAAAAGCAGCCUGUAUAUUUGUUUAUAAAAUAUGACAAAAAAUUGUUCUAAAAUUCUAUUCAUUGUUGCAAUACCUUAGCUGUAGAAAGUUGUAAACCGCAAAGAUUAUUCAUCAAAUGGGAAAUUUUCUGAUCAAUACUCUUUCACUUUUUACACUUUAUUUCUGAGAUUGAGGCUUGCAACCUUAUUUGCUAAAAUUGUUUAUUAUUCUUAAACUAGAGUUUAUUGUAUUGUGCAGAGUUUUAUUUAUAGUAAAAGCAGUAUCUUUGAUUAUUCUGGAUGAAAAAAUCUUAUUCAUAAAAGCGUAGAGUUCGCUUUUAAAAUAUCACUUUGGGAGUAAAACUUUGUCUCAUUAAAUAUUGAUAUAUCUGCUGCAAAAAAUAGAAUUUCUUUUUUAUUUUUAUAGGUGUAUAUAAAUUUUGUGAAAUAUUUUUGUUAUUUUUGGACCAUAUGGUUACAAAUUGAGUAUAGAUAAACUUAUUUUCUUUUAAACAUAAAA